This is a messenger RNA of Parascedosporium putredinis, 1650 nucleotides long. Lineage: Eukaryota; Fungi; Ascomycota; Sordariomycetes; Microascales; Microascaceae. The record is from the annotation of a GenBank genome assembly.
AUGGACGUUAGUAAGGUCCAUAAGAGGUUCGGUGGCAUUCAUACCGUGCUGAGGUCAAAGGCCCAGGAGACGGUGCAAGAAUUCGGAACUCGCUACACACUAGUUGGUCCGCUGGUUCGGCAAUCGGCGGCAGUCGAGGUUCGAGAAUGUGAACCGUCUACAACUUCUAUUGCCAAGGCCAUGGAUGCCAUGAAAGCCCGAGGCGUCAAGAUAAUCUAUGGCCGUUGGAUGAUCCCAAAGGCACCUCGCGUCCUCCUCAUUGACACCAAAUCGGGCGAGGAGCACCUCGAGGAGUGGGUCAAGGAUCUAAGCAAAAACAUCGCGCUGAUCCUCGCCAGGGAAAAGAAGCUCAACAUGGCCACCCUGUUCACGACGCACGCCACCAGCCUCGGGCGGCAGAUUUGCACGAAAUCGGUGGACAAGUACAUCGAGUCCCUGCAAACCCGCUGCGACGACAGCAUCGCCGACGGCACCGACUUCUACCACCGCCACCCCGUGGAGCGGGCCGUCGCGCACUCAUGCGACGUGCUCACGACGGUGUCGCCCAUCACGGCGCGCGAGUGCGAGCACCUGCUCGGCCGCAAGCCCGACGCCGUGCUCCUCAACGGCCUCAACGUGUCGGAGAUCUCUGACGUGGACGAGUUUUGCCGCUACGAUACCCGGGGCAAGAUUGACGACUUUGGGGCCGACAUGUACAUUGAGGCGCUCGCACGGCUCAACGACCGGUUGAAGGAGGUCCAGGGCAACGGAAAGGAGACGGUGUCGGUGGUGGCCUUCAUCAUCAUGCCCGCGGACAAGGUGGCGAUCCUGCCGAAUUGCCUCGAGAGCCACGCCAUCGUGAAGUCGCUGCGGGGCGCGAUGAAAUCCUGGGAGAGGGACAUUGGGGACCAGCUCUUUGAGAGAGCGAUUCGCUGGAAGCAGGGCGACCCGCUCCCGACGCAGAACUUGGACGACCUGGUACCCGAAGCAGAGGAGAACAACCUCCGAAUGCGACUCUACAACCUCGAGCAGCCCGAGAAAUCCGAGGUGGUCACUCACGAACUGGUCAACAGCCAAGAUGACCCCAUCCUCAACCGCCUCAAGGAGGUCAAUCUCGCCAACGACCCCGAGGACAAGGUCAAGGUUGUUUUCCACCCCGAGUUCCUCCGUCCGUACAACCCCUUGCUGCCCGUCAACUACGACGAGUUUGUCCGAGGGACGGACCUCGGCGUGUUCCCGUCGACGUACGAGCCGUGGGGCUACACGCCGGCCGAGUGCGCCGUUAUGGGUAUCCCGAGCAUCACGACGAACCUGUCGGGGUUCGGCUACCACAUGAAGGACGUUUUGAAGGAGCACGGGCCUACGUAUGGCAUCUACAUUGCCGAUCGCUGGGGCAAGGGGUUUGACGAUUGCGUGAAUGAGAUGGUGGACCAGAUGUUUGAGCUCUGCCUCAAGUCCCACCGCGAGAGACUGCUGCAGCGCCGCCGGACGGAAGAUUUGAGCGAGAUUCUCGAUUGGUCCUACAUGAACACCGACUACCGCCGGGCGCGGAGGAUGGCACUCAACAGAAAGUACGGCGACGAGGUGUCGCUGGGCGAGGAGGAGAUUCCGGAUGCCGGAUCCGCAAUCCUGCAGGAGAUUCAGGGUAUCAAUCGAGCAUCGACAUUUUAA